CGCUGCUGAGGUCUUUGAAUCUGUCUAUCGUGACGUUGAAAGUUCAAUCGUCAAUUCUGGAUUGCGUCUUUUUUUUUUUUCCCUGAAAAAAUUCCACCGCCAUUACAAACAAUAUAUCAAAGCUCUCCGUUGUUCCUGUAUACUCUUGUCUUCCCGAGUUCCAUGUUUGCAGAUCUUUGAGGAUAUCGAAAUUGCAGCUAAUAAUACAUGGAAAGACAUCAAUUAUAAAGUAUGGAGGCUUUCAUUACUGCUGCGGCGUUCAUUACGGCCAAAUUGACUGUGCUCUUGUUGAAGGACCUUGUCUUUUUCAAACUCAACAUCGAUGAGUUGAAUCAAGAAGUUGAGAGACUUUCUGCUAUAGCAGGUCUUCUCGACUAUACAAUUGACAGUGCAAGGCGUAACGGAGAAAAAAUCGAUGAAGAUCCUCACCGAUGGAUGAACAAAUAUAACGACCUGAUGAUUACAGUAGCAGAGUUCAUGGAUGAAGUAUGGCGCGCAAGGUCGAAGCGUUCUAGAUACAAUUUAUUAACCUGGCGUAAGCUAAGUAGAAAAGCCAGAAAGCUAAGACAAAAUAUCAUUGAAAUCGAAAGAAGAGGUGAAUUUUACUGUAUUUCUCCUACGUUUACUAAUCCUCCAAAAUUAGAGUACGAUGGCAUCUCAACAUCCAAAGAGGUCAUGAAAAUGCUGAAAAAUCCUUAUAUCCGCAUAAUUGGUGUGUACGGUCAAGGUGUGUCAAACACUUCUUUAACAAAGGAAGUCGCAGAAAAAGCUGAAGAAGACAAGUUAUUUGAUGUGGUGAUUAGGGCAGUUGUAACACGAAAUCAACAAAUAGAGAUUCUACAAAACCAAAGGAGUGAAGAGAAAGCCGGAAAUAAAGAUAGGCUAAUAUCUAUGUUGAUAAUUUUGGAUGACCUUAGGCAAGAGCUUGAUCUGGGUGAAAUAGAAAUUCCAUUGGGUGAUGCUCAUAGAGCAGUGUGCAAAAUACUACUGACUUCAAGAGAUGAAGAGGUAUUAUCCAGGAUGGUUAUGGAAGCAACCUUGCAGCUAGUUCGCAGCAAUCAUACCCUGAGCCGCGCAUGUUCCUCUAAAAUUAAAAAUCAGCCACCAAAGGCAAUCUCAUUUUCAAUGGAGACAGAUGUUGGCACACCUGAGGAACUUGAGAGAUCUGAGGACUUACCAGUCAAGCCUUCUUCUAAUAUUGCUGAUAAGGCAAAAGUUUCUUAUGUGGAGCCAGAGGCAUAUGAGGAGUCAAAGGAGUCAAGUAUAUUGGUAGUUGAGGACUUGAGCGAGCCUUCUAACAUUGCAGAUAAGCCACCAAAGGCAAUCUCAUUUUCAAUGGAGACAGAUGUUGGCACACUUGAGGAACUUGAGAGAUCUGAGGACUUACCAGUCAAGCCUUCUUCUAAUAUUGCUGAUAAGGCAAAAGUUUCUUAUGUGGAACCAGAGGCAUAUGAGGAGUCAAAGGAGUCAAGUAUAUUGGUAGUUGAGGACUUAAGCGAGCCUUCUAACAUUGCAGAUAAGCCACCAAAGGCAAUCUCAUUUUCAAUGGAGACAGAUGUUGGCACACCUGAGGAACUUGAGAGAUCUGAGGACUUACCAGUCAAGCCUUCUUCUAAUAUUGCUGAUAAGGCAAAAGUUUCUUAUGUGGAGCCAGAGGCAUAUGAGGAGUCAAACGAGUCAAUUAUAUUGGUACUUAAGGACUUAAGCGAGCCUUCUAACAUUGCAGAUAAGUAUGAAGACUCCCACUCUUCAGUUUUAGAGCCGAAUCCAGGAAAACCAUCCUCAUCCGUAGAUUCUGGCAAACGAGAUGAUAUCACCAAUGAGGAACGUGAAGAUAGAUCACUCAUUGCCCAUAGUUUUCUCUUCCCUAUUGAUUAUGAGUUUACCAAAGAAGAUUUGAUCAGAUUAUGGAUAGCGGAAGGGCUUUUUCAGAAAAAUCAGAGCCCAAGGAAUAGAGCAGAAGAUGAUGCUGGGGUCUUGUUUGACUCAUUUGUGCAGCGAGAAGUAAUAAUUUCCUCUAGAACUGACCCGGUCUUGGAUUUUCAUAAUCCCAACAAAAGAAGGUUGCUCUAUAAAUUUUCCAGAUUGGCAGAAUCUUUACUCAGCCCUACUAUUUUUGAUGCCAGAUCUGUUAGAAUCUCAGAUGUGCCUGAAGUGGUAACGCACAUGUGCAUACUUUGUAAAAGCUUUGAUGAUACGAAGUUUAACGCUAUAAAAAGGUUCAAGUAUCUUCGGACUCUUUUCUUACUUCCUGAUCAUGGGGUCUCUUUCAAAAAAGUUCCUCGUGAUCUCUUCUUGAGCCUGAAGAAUUUGACAUCAUUGAACUUCAGUUAUAGCCUUUUGUCUGAAUUACCAAGUUCCAUUGGGUAUUUGAAAUCAUUACGGUAUUUGGAUCUCUCUCACACACCCAUGAAGGAGUUGCCUGAUUCGAUUGACAAUCUUCAAAAUUUACAAACUCUGAACCUCAGAGGUUGUUUCAAUCUAGUUGAGUUACCCAAUGGCAUGAGUAAGCUCACCAAGCUCAGGCAUCUUGAUUUUGAUGUUAUUAGACAGUUGCAAUCUAUGCCAUCUGGAAUUAGCAACUUAACUAACCUUCAAACUUUGUCAGCGUUUAUUGUUGGCAAAGAAAAAGGAUACAGAAUUCAAGAGCUGGGAAGCAUCAGAAAUCUUACUGGAUCAUUUUGCGUUUCGAGGCUUGAGAAUGUUCUAGACAUAGAAGACGCUGAGGAAGCAGCUUUGAUUGAUAAGAAUUACCUCACUACUUUGGAGCUAAGGUGGAGCGGUAAAAUAGUUGAAAAUAUUAACACCAAUGAUGAGAAAAUACUUGAACAUCUUCAACCCACAUUGCACCUACAAGAACUGCGAAUACUAGACUACGGUGGUUCCAAGCUUCCAACGUGGAUUAGUGACCCAUUGUAUGAAUGUCUAGUUGAUCUUUCUCUCUACAGUUUCAAAAACUGUCAGUUCCUUCCAUCCCUUGGUGAUUUGCCAUCACUUCAGUCUCUGCACAUCACAAAAAUGGAUGAGUUAAAGAGAAUAGACCAGCUAUUCUGUAGAAAGAGUAGUGGUAAUUCACAGGAUCAUGCAUUUCCUCGUCUUGAAAAACUAGUCUUUGAAGACAUGCCCAAAUUGGAAGAGUGGGAUGGAGUAAAAAGCGGUGAUUUCCCAUCCUUGCAUGCCCUGCGGUUGAAAAACUGCCCCAGAUUGAAAUCACUUCCUCGACUGUCAUGCUUAAGCGAGUCCCUUAAACAUUUAGAAACGAGCUACUGUCACAAUAUUAUGCCAUUUCUAGAUGGACAAGAGAAUGUUUCUCUUGAAACUCUUCUCAUCAAGGAUUGCCCGAAACUUAAAACAUGCUUUGACAAAUCGCAGGGCCAAGAUUGGCCAAAGAUAGCACAUGUCCCCGUUAUUUUGAUUGAUGAUCAAGAAAUCUCUUCGGUCAAUUGUUGAUCGAUCUGGUCGUUUCAACAGGUUCAGUUAGACCACUUUCAAUUCAAGAAUGAUUGAAGAAAAUGUUUUCCAUUCAAUGUGUACAUGGAGCUCAAGGAGAAUACCCAGGAUUGUAAUCUUAAUGGCUAGACUGGAAGAACACAUAUUUUGUAGUUUGUUCAUUCGUGUUCAAGUAUGAAAGUGUUUUUCCUGGUCAACGAUUUCAAUUUCUAAUUUUCUCAUCUAUAUAUUGGAAAUAAACGCUCGUCUGUACUUGUAUCUAAUUACAGUGAAUUAUUUAUUAUGCUAUACUGUCUCAA
Messenger RNA from Prosopis cineraria, 3749 nucleotides. RefSeq lists its product as uncharacterized. Bases 232 to 3450 code for a protein of 1072 amino acids. NCBI's taxonomy places the organism in Eukaryota, Viridiplantae, Streptophyta, Magnoliopsida, Fabales, Fabaceae. The record is from RefSeq and is a predicted model, not a curated record. Gene Ontology annotation, molecular function: ADP binding; protein binding. The transcript is spliced from 9 exons.